AUGGCGACGACAAAUCAAACAAAGCACUUUGAAAACAACGAUGGUGAUUCUAGUCUAGAGACUGUCGAGAUCAUUCAUUGUAUUUUCAAUGCUUUCCUUAUUCCUAUAUCCAUUACUGGUAACACUCUGGUUCUAGUUGCUAUAUUGAGAUCCCCUUCGCUUCGUUCACCGAGCAUAAUUUUGCUCUGCUGUCUAGCUGUUUCCGAUCUUUUUGUUGGAAUCCUAGUACAACCAAGUUUUAUCGUUUAUCACUUAACAAAGAGCUCCAAUUUCUACAAAGCAAUGACAGCAACGAGCUUCGUGGCAUGUGGUGUUUCUCUGUGGACAAUGGGUGCAAUAGCCGUGGAUCGGUGCAUAGCUCUUCACUAUCACCUCAGAUACGUGCAGUUGGUGACAACUCGUCGUGCAAUUUACCUUUCGAUAACUCUUUGGAUUGUUGCUUUUAUCUUUCUAUUCUUAACGCUAUUGGAAAACCAUGUCUUUGCCGUGACUGUGGCUGUUAGCACCGCCACUUGCCUAUUGACCUGCCUGGCUUGUUACGUAAGAAUUUAUUUUAUUGUUCGCCGACAUCAGCUUCAGAUCAUGGUCCAACAAAGGGCAGUAGCAGGUAGUAUCAAUGGAAAUAAUCAUAACAUGCGAGAGUCGAGAAAUACGGCAACAAACACUUUUAUCUUUUACAUUGUACUGAUAAUGUGUUAUACACCUCUAUCAGUUACUUGGUUAGUUGUAGCGAUUUCCCCAACUUACAGAUGGCCAAUGGAAUGGAUCGUGGCCGACACUUUGUUGUUCAUGAACUCAUCAAUCAACCCGUUUCUAUACUGUUGGCGUCUCCGCGAGCUUCGAGAGGCAGUUGUAAACAUGGCAAAGCAGAUAUCUUGCAAGUAA
Pocillopora damicornis (cauliflower coral) is the source of this 885-nucleotide messenger RNA. RefSeq names its product melanocortin receptor 3-like. Gene Ontology annotation, cellular component: membrane. The record is from RefSeq and is a predicted model, not a curated record. Lineage: Eukaryota; Metazoa; Cnidaria; Anthozoa; Scleractinia; Pocilloporidae. Gene Ontology annotation, molecular function: G protein-coupled receptor activity. Gene Ontology annotation, biological process: G protein-coupled receptor signaling pathway.